This is a messenger RNA of Myotis myotis, 2230 nucleotides long. Its product is annotated as keratin, type II cytoskeletal 6A. Gene Ontology annotation, biological process: intermediate filament organization; keratinization. Lineage: Eukaryota; Metazoa; Chordata; Mammalia; Chiroptera; Vespertilionidae. The record is from RefSeq and is a predicted model, not a curated record. The coding region runs from base 1 to 1695 and encodes 564 amino acids. Gene Ontology annotation, molecular function: structural constituent of skin epidermis. The transcript is spliced from 9 exons. Gene Ontology annotation, cellular component: keratin filament.
AUGUCGAGCAAAUCCACCAUCAGGACCCAAAGCAGCAGCCACCGUGGCUUCAGUGCCAGCUCAGCCAGAGUCCCUGGGGUCAGCCGCUCUGGCUUCAGCAGUGUCUCCGUGUGCCGCUCCAGGGGCAGUGGAGGCCUCGGUGGAGUGUGUGGAGGAGCUGGCUUUGGCAGCAGGAGCCUCUAUGGCCUGGGGGGCUCCAAGAGGAUUUCCAUCGGAGGUGGCAGCUGUGCCAUCAGUGGAGGAUAUGGUGGCAGAGUUGGAGGUGGCUUUGGCUUUGGAGGUGGAGCCGGGAGUGGAUUUGGUUUUGGCGGUGGAUCUGGUGGUGGCUUUGGGCUCGGUGGUGGAGCUGGCUUUGGUGGUGGCUAUGGGGGCGCUGGCUUCCCUGUGUGCCCCCCUGGAGGCAUCCAAGAGGUCACGAUCAACCAGAAUCUCCUCACUCCUCUGAACCUGCAAAUCGACCCCACCAUCCAGCGGGUGAGGACUGAGGAGCGGGAGCAGAUCAAGACCCUCAACAACAAGUUCGCCUCCUUCAUUGACAAGGUGCGCUUCCUGGAGCAGCAGAACAAGGUUUUGGACACCAAGUGGACCCUGCUGCAGGAGCAGGGCACCAAGACCGUGAGGCAGAACCUGGAGCCUUUGUUUGAGCAGUACAUUAACAACCUCAGGAGACAGCUGGACAGUAUCCUUGGGGAGAGAGGCCGCCUGGACUCAGAGCUCAGAGGCAUGCAGGACAUGGUGGAGGACUUCAAGAACAAAUAUGAAGAUGAAAUCAACAAGCGCACUGCUGCGGAGAAUGAAUUUGUGACUCUGAAGAAGGAUGUGGAUGCUGCCUACAUGAAUAAGGUUGAACUACAAGCCAAGGUAGAUGCUCUCAUGGAUGAGAUCAACUUCACCAGAGCCUUCUAUGAAGCCGAACUGGCUCAGAUGCAGACGCACAUCUCAGACACUUCUGUGGUCCUUUCCAUGGACAACAACCGUGACCUGGACCUGGACAGCAUCAUUGCUGAAGUCAAGGCCCAAUAUGAGGAGAUUGCUCAGAGGAGCCGGACUGAGGCUGAGUCCUGGUACCAGAGCAAGUAUGAGGAGCUUCAGGUCACAGCUGGCAGACACGGAGAUGACCUGCGCAACACCAAGCAGGAGAUUGCUGAGAUCAACCGCAUGAUCCAGAGGCUGAGAUCUGAGAUUGACCAUGUCAAGAAACAGUGCGCCAACCUGCAGGCCGCCAUUGCUGAUGCUGAGCAGCGUGGAGAGCUGGCCCUCAAGGAUGCCAAGAGUAAGCUGGUUGAGCUGGAAGAUGCCCUGCAGAAAGCCAAGCAGGACAUGGCCCGGCUCCUGAAGGAGUACCAGGAGCUGAUGAAUGUCAAGCUGGCCCUGGAUGUGGAGAUUGCCACCUACAGGAAGCUGCUGGAAGGCGAGGAGUGCAGGCUGAGUGGGGAAGGUGUUGGACCAGUCAACAUCUCUGUGGUGCAGUCCACCAUCUCCAGUGGUUAUGGCAGUGCUGGUGGUGUUGGCAGUGGCUUUGGCCUGGGAGGAGGCAGCGGCUACUCCUAUGGCAGUGGUCACAGCCUUGGAGGUGGCUUCAGUUCUGGCAGUGGCAGAGGCUUCGGAGGUGGCCUCAGCUCUGCUGGGGGCAGCAGUUCCACCAUCAAAUACAGCACCACCUCAUCCACCACAAGGAAGGGCUACAAGCACUGAAGUCCUCCCAUUGGCUCUUGGUCCCACAUUGUCUUUGCAGCUGCAUGGUCCUCUCUUCAGGUUGCUUCUUGUCUCCUGUCUCAGAUUUCUCUUGGCCCCUGGGUUAAGCUGGAAUUGCCUAGUCCUCAUUUCCUCUAUCAAUUCCUGUUAGAUCUGAGCUUUCAUUACUCACCCUAAGAAGGUCAACAAUCAAUGUCACGCAGACAUGUAGACAUCUUUUUGAUGUUCCCAUAUUAUUAUCAGAUAUAUCAGUCUGCCAUAAUUCUGGUAAGAAAAUGACGUAUGCCCCAUGAAAAUUGAAACUUGAUCUACAUCAUCUACAGACUGGGGAAUCUUACCUUUGAUGUCUGACUUCCCUGCUCAUUAUAACUCCACACAGGAGUUGCCCUUAGGACAAAUAAGUUAUCUUCCCAUCAGUGUCCAUAGAUGGUAUUGACACAACACUCUCAUGUACAGAGUUAUAUCCCUGCAAUAUUUUUCUCUGCUCUUUGCUUUCUUUUGUUGUGUUCAAUAAAGCAUAUUUCUAAUACAAAGA